UGCCACACCGCGGCCCAUCGCGAGAAUCGAACAGGGCCGCGUAUUAUACGCGUAGUGUAACCUCCCAAGGGAACGCCGUACGCCUAUAUACGUCGCGAUACGAACUCUUCGAACGAACCUCUUUAUUUUUAUCAAUUGAAAUCCUAACCGCUAACUCAUAGAGAUCUGUCGACUGAGACAGACAGAGAGAAAGAGAGAGAGAGAGAGAGAGAGAGAGAGAGAUAAACACAGACAGACAGACGUACAGAGUGCAUUGAAUAUUCUCUCAUGCGAUGUAACCGCUGAUUUGGGAUUUAAUUUAAAUUCUGACUGAAAUACCUAAUAUCAAUUUUUCAAAUACGUUACGUGUCCGAGCGUAGAUACCAUAAAUAACAGACAUAAUGAUGCGCGAGUGAAUGCGCGCGGAACGUUGAAUUUUUACGCUCCUGUCGGUUAGUACAUCCGUGGAAUUUCACGGUCGAACAAGUCAACGGCCUUAUCGCGUAGCAUUUUAGGCCUGAAGAUCGAACAGUUAUUUCUUUUUUCCCUCCCUCCCCCCGCCGACGCCAGGCUUUUCCGACGGUGAACAUUUUUUGUUUGUCGUUUCGAUCGUGGAACUGGGUGUAAAAACUGUAUCGUUUAGAGAGAUAACGAUCGAUCGUCGAUCGACGAUUUCACUAAAAAGUUCUCGGGAAAUAGGAAGGAAGAGAAAGAAGAAAAGAAGAGGGCGCCAGCACAGAUAUAUCGGCGAGUGUGACUGGACGGAAAGACGUGGGCGAUUCCCAAGUACCGGCCUCCUGGUCCGUCGUGUCGUUAGGAGUGUCAGUGAGUAUGAGGAGGUGAACCUAACCUAUUCGUUGAGUGCGCACUAUCGAUUAAGGAGCCAUCAAUUUUAAAGAAGACCACGACUCUCUUCUAUUCUCUUAUAUACACGCUGAUCAUCGUUCAUGCCCAAUCUCGCGAUCAGCGGAAAUACUGUUUGUGCGUUCAUAAAUUUCCCGCUCAGCUACGCCGCGAGACAACCGAGAUUUGACGUGCGUACUUGAAGCGUGAAUUCGAAUACAGAAAGUGCGACGAUUUUCGUUGUGAGAACAUAAAGAAUCUAACAGGGGCCUGAGAAAAAAGAUAUUUUACGGCCGAGAGUCAGAAGUGUUCGUGUCGCGAGUUGGAAGUGAUUCUAUGCGUCAAGAUGAUGGAGACACAGAAUUAUUGGGAGGACAACUCUGCUCAUUCGAUGCAAGUGAAAUACGAGAGUUUGGACGGUAGAUCAUGCAAGGACGAAAUAUGCAGAAUGAGAAUAGGUGCCGGAUACUGCGAAGGAAAUCUGAAUUUUGCCACGGCCUCGGAAGAUGACGAAGUGUAUACCAAGAAGAAGGUCUCUAGGGUAUUGUUUAUUUCUGUUGCAGCAAGAUCCGAUGUCUCAUAGAAUCAUCGAAAAACGGAGAAGGGAUCGUAUGAACAACUGUUUGGCUGAUCUGAGCAGACUCAUACCAGCCGAGUAUCUGAAGAAAGGCAGGGGACGAGUAGAAAAGACGGAGAUCAUUGAAAUGGCGAUUCGUCAUAUGAAGCAUCUUCAAAGUCUUCGGCAAGAAACAAAGCAUCCUGCCGUGACGUCAGCGCCCACACACCCCGAGGAUAGCGUGGACAGCGUCUCUCACUCCACGGUGACGUCUACAGCAGCCGAACACUAUAGGCUGGGGUUCCAAGAGUGCCUCAGCGAAACCAUGCAUUUCCUCGUCGAGGUGGAAGGUUUCUUCGCUAGGGACUCUUUGUGUGUACAAUUAAUCAACCAUCUGCAACAGCAUUGCGACAGGAUCUUAGCUACCAGUGACAGGCUAGGCUUCCCUCACCCCGAGGUGCCAACCUCGAACGGCGUAGUGAACGGUGGCUACACUCACACCAGCAUCCCCACGAUGUGCCAGCCGAAUUCUCACUCGGACCAGGGAUCGAGCUCCGGCGUGAGCUCGUUCGGUGAUCCAGAGCGCCCCCUGCAAUCCACGAUCAUACCGCCGCCAAUGAUCGUCAGCGACGACAGCAAUCACAGCACUCAUUCGCACAGCACCCCGCCGACCACCAGCUGCAAGCCUUCCAAUUACAAGUUCAAGAGCUCCAUCAAGCAGAGGUUCUCCGCGGAGAGGAUAAAGUCGAGCCCGCCGCCGGCUACCACCGCGGAGAAGCCAUCGUCGUCCCACGGUGUGCCGAUCUUCGCGCUGCACGACGGCGGUGCAUUCUACGUCCCGUUGACCGUCGAAGCGGCGCUGUUGAGGCCUCAUCUAAACUUCAUACCGGACACCGGUCCGGACACCGUUCUCCAUCCUGUGACGAUCUCGGUGAACUUCAACCAGUCGUCCCCGCCAGCCUGGUCGCAUCAUCAUAGUCCUACGCAUCAGCAGACAUAGAGCGCGCGUUCGAUUUGUCGUUCAAAGUGGCCUGUCGACGCGCUCGAUGCAUAGAAACACACACACACACACACACAUGUGGCCGUGUAAGUUUGCCACAUGACUCGAGUGCGACGAAUCGAUCGAGGAUUAUUGUAACGAUCGACGAUUAUCGUAGACGAUUAUCGUAUAUAGAAAUGACGAGCCAACGAAGUAUUUCGGGUGGUUAGCGGAGUCCUACGAUGAUGAUGUCGCUGCUCUAUUCACCGUUAGGGGAACGUGAUUUAAGUUUCUUUCUGGUUCUUUAGCUCGUAAGAUCCGACGAACACUGCUUAUUACCAUACCCGUUUCACGAAGAUUGGAGGUGUCGAGGAUAUUUUUGUAUAUUUACCGAGGCUGUGGGUUGUCUUAGCAUUUAUAAGGAUCGAGAAGCGAGGCGAUUGAGCUCGGAGGUAGAGAUAGAGUAUUAGGGCGUGGUGCCCCUCAGUUACUUUAGCUUCGGUGUGCCUUUUUCUUUUUCGUAGGUAUAACAUCGCUGUACCGAGUCCCGUUCCUCCUUGUUCUUCUACUGUCUCUUCACUUUUCCUCGCGAAUUUCAUUCUGUUUCGUCGCGUCACUCUCUCUUUGUAUUCCGUUUAUUUCUCUGUGUUUUGAUUCUACACUCGUUUCUGUCUUCUUUUUGUUACUUUCUUCGCUGGCUGACACAAUUUACAGCAUGAAACUCUUUAAGUAUCGAC
Molecule: messenger RNA, 3094 nt
Organism: Nomia melanderi (Alkali bee)
Lineage: Eukaryota; Metazoa; Arthropoda; Insecta; Hymenoptera; Halictidae
Source: RefSeq, a predicted model, not a curated record